Molecule: messenger RNA, 1627 nt
Organism: Acyrthosiphon pisum (pea aphid)
Lineage: Eukaryota; Metazoa; Arthropoda; Insecta; Hemiptera; Aphididae
Product: protein ALP1-like
Exons: 2
Coding region: 149-1345 (398 amino acids)
Source: RefSeq, a predicted model, not a curated record
UGCACACGUGCGGUUUUUAAACGCGCGGUGCCGCUGCGAUGCCGCUGCGGUACCGCGGCCGUAUAUGCACACGUGAGCGUUUUUUGUACUAUAAACCGCUCUCCAGUAUUUCGCCAACACUCGUCAGUACCGUAUUCGCGUAGUAAAAAUGGAGGUAUACAGGAAAAAAAAAAUUGUUUUCGCGUACCUUGUGUAUAAAAAGUAUAUCUUAAAAAAAAAAAGACGAUAUUGGGUACACCCGUUCACUGAUAGUAGACUCACGUGCGGGAUAUUUUAUACAUCUUUUAAUAAUCUUCGAGAAAAUGAUGAAAAAUUCUUUAAUUAUUUUCGAAUGAGCGUGAAAUCGUUUGACGAGUUAGCUGUAAAAAUUUCAACAAAAAUUAAGUCUCAAGAUACAUGCAUGAGAUUGUCCAUACCACCACUUGAAAUGCUCGCUGUUACUUUGAGGUACUUAGGUAGUGGAAGUGAUCAAAUCGAUCUACACUUAACGUACAGACUUGGACACACAACGAUAGGAAAAAUAUUAAGAAAAGUUUGCAAUGCUCUUUGGGAUUGUUUACGAGAAGAGUCUUUUCCAGAAUUUACUGAAAAUCGUUGGAGAGAAAUUGCAGAAGGUUUUGAAAAAUACUGCCAGUUUCCUAAUUGUUUAGGUGCCAUAGAUGGGAAACAUGUACGAAUAAGAAAGCCAAGAAUAAGUGGGUCCCUUUUCUACAAUUAUAAAAAUUUUUUUUCAAUUGUAUUAUUGGCGAUUGUAGACGCAAAAUACAAUUUCAUUUACAUAGAUGUUGGGGCAUUUGGAAAAGAAUCGGACAGCACUGUAUUCGAAAGGAGCAAUUUGUAUGAACAACUUGAAAAUAAUGAGUUACAUAUUCCAAGGGGAAAACCUCUCCCAGGAACUGUAAGUCCAAAUAUGCCCUACACGUUCGUUGGUGAUGAAGCGUUUUCACUGUCAAAAAAUAUAAUGAGACCUUACAGUGGUAAAUAUUUGGUGGACAAAAAAAGGAUUUUUAACUACAGGUUAUCUCGUGCUAGGAGGAAUGUCGAGUCUGCAUUUGGAAUACUUUCUAAUAAAUGGAAAAUAUUUCAUAAACCAAUAAAUGCAAAUUUGGAUUUAUCAAUACUUAUAGUGAAGACAUGCUGUGCUCUCCAUAAUUUUGUUAGGGCUAGGGAUGGGUUUAAACUGGUAGAUACUAUGUAUAUAGAAGGAUCCAUUGGACAACAAGACUUUCAACAACACCCAAGACCCUCUAGAGCACCUAAUCAGUUUAUUCAAGCGAGAAACCAGUUGGCAGAUUAUUUUGUUUCCAAUAAUGGUAGUGUCCCAUGGCAAACAAAUUAUAUUUAAUAUUUUAUAUUAAAAUCUUGUAUUAUUAUUUAUUAUUCAUUAUUCGUAUAAUUUGUAUUAUAUUAUUUACUGUAUUUACCUAUUCAAAACGCUAAUAAUCUAAAAUAAAUUAACAAAAUAUAUUAAACCACGGAUGUAUUUUUUUAAAACAACAUAAGGCGAUUAUUGAUCAAUACCCAAUGUCACAAUAUACAAUAUCGAAUAAGUGUGCGUCAGUCCCUAAAAUGAACGUCUAGUUCAGCUGAUAAAAAUUAAAAAUAGCUUCUCUCAAUAACAAUUAAU